Messenger RNA from Acytostelium subglobosum LB1, 738 nucleotides. RefSeq lists its product as hypothetical. The transcript has 2 exons. The annotation marks the transcript as partial. Gene Ontology annotation, biological process: maturation of LSU-rRNA from tricistronic rRNA transcript (SSU-rRNA, 5.8S rRNA, LSU-rRNA). The record is from RefSeq and is a predicted model, not a curated record. Lineage: Eukaryota; Evosea; Eumycetozoa; Acytosteliales; Acytosteliaceae. Gene Ontology annotation, molecular function: structural constituent of ribosome; RNA binding. Gene Ontology annotation, cellular component: cytosolic large ribosomal subunit.
AUGUCCACAACAUCAACAACCAAAACAUCUGGCGCACCAGAGGCCGUCUUGAGAAGAAGAGCCACAUCACAGAAGAAGAACUUGAUGUUUGCCAAGGCUGAGAGGGAGCGCCCCAAGGCCAAGACCACAACAUUGCGCUUCAAGCGUGCCGAGAAGUACACCAAGGAGUACCGCAACUCUGAGCGCGAGAACAACCGUCUGGAUCGCCUCGCCAAGAACCCCAACGCCAAAUCACUCAAGAUACCAUCAGAUGCCAAGAUCGCCUUUGUCAUCCGCAUCCGCGGUGUCUACGGCAUUGCACAGAAGCCCAAGAAGGUGCUCCAGCUGCUGCGUCUGCUGCAGCUGAACAACGGUGUGUUUGUCAAGCUGAACCCCGCCAUGAUCAACAUGCUCAAGAUCGUCGAGCCAUACAUUGCCUACGGCUACCCCAACCACAAGUCUGUCAAGGAGCUCAUCUACAAGCGUGGUUUUGCCAAGAUCGAUGGUCAGCGUCUGCCCAUCACCAACAACGAGAUGAUCGAGGAGCAUCUCGGCCGUCACGGAAUGCUGUGCGUUGAGGACCUUGUCCACGAGAUCUUCACCUGCGGCAAGUACUUCCGCGUCGUCAACCAGUUCCUCUGGCCAUUCAAGCUCAACUGUCCACGUGGAGGAGUCAGCACCAAGAAGACCAACGUCAUUGAGGGAGGCGAUUCUGGCAACCAAGAGCACCUCAUCAACAACCUCAUCCAGAAGAUGAAC